CUCCCCGGCUGGGUCCCUCUCCCCUCCCUUUGGCGGUUCCUCCCUCCUCCGGCAGCCAGGCAGCAUGGCGGCGGUGGAGACGCGGGUGUGCGAGACGGACGGCUGCAGCAGCGAGGCCAAGCUCCAGUGUCCCACCUGCAUCAAGCUGGGCAUCCAGGGCUCGUACUUCUGCUCGCAGGAAUGCUUUAAAGGAAGCUGGGCCACUCACAAGUUACUACAUAAGAAAGCAAAAGAUGAAAAGGCAAAGCGAGAAGUAUGUUCCUGGACUGUAGAAGGUGAUGUUAACACUGACCCAUGGGCAGGCUAUCGGUACACCGGUAAACUCAGACCACACUAUCCACUGAUGCCCACACGGCCCGUGCCCAGUUACAUUCAGAGGCCGGACUAUGCUGACCAUCCCUUAGGAAUGUCUGAAUCUGAACAGGCUCUUAAAGGUACCUCUCAGAUUAAGUUACUCUCCUCUGAAGACGUAGAAGGGAUGCGACUUGUGUGUAGGCUUGCCAGAGAAGUUUUGGACAUUGCUGCUGGGAUGAUUAAAGCGGGUGUAACUACUGAAGAAAUCGACCACGCUGUACACUUAGCAUGCAUUGCAAGAAAUUGCUAUCCUUCUCCCCUGAAUUACUAUAACUUCCCAAAGUCUUGUUGUACCUCAGUGAAUGAAGUCAUCUGCCAUGGGAUUCCAGACAGGCGGCCUUUGCAAGAAGGUGAUAUUGUUAAUGUGGACAUCACUCUUUACCGAAAUGGUUACCACGGAGAUCUAAAUGAGACCUUUUUCGUUGGCGAUGUGGAUGAAGGAGCACGGAAACUUGUUCAGACUACAUACGAAUGCCUGAUGCAAGCCAUCGAUGCAGUGAAGCCUGGUGUUCGAUACAGAGAACUGGGAAACAUCAUUCAGAAACACGCCCAAGCAAAUGGAUUCUCGGUUGUUCGAAGCUAUUGUGGGCAUGGGAUCCACAAACUUUUCCAUACAGCCCCCAAUGUACCGCACUAUGCCAAAAAUAAAGCAGUUGGCGUGAUGAAGUCGGGUCAUGUGUUUACAAUUGAGCCAAUGAUUUGUGAAGGUGGAUGGCAGGAUGAGACCUGGCCAGAUGGCUGGACUGCAGUGACGAGGGACGGGAAGCGAUCCGCUCAGUUUGAGCACACCCUGCUGGUCACGGACACUGGCUGUGAAAUUCUCACCCGGAGACUUGAUAGCUCUCGGCCUCAUUUCAUGUCCCAGUUUUAAUUUCUCUCAAGAUGCCUAACAUACGAACACCAUCUCGUACUGUGCAUUUUAUUGAAAGUAUGGAAAUGAAGUUUUUUUUUUUUUUUUUUUUUUUUUUUAAAUCACUCGUUUUGUUUUGACUGUGGAUAAGAGUGGACUAUAGCAUUUGGUGUGUGUCCUCAAGAGCUUUUGGGUCUGAAAGCUGAGAAGAAUAAAGGAAACAUUGCUUACUUCUUUCCAUCCCUGGCCUCACCCCCUCAGUUUUCUGUACCUUGUUUUCUUCUUUGCCCCUUGAGCACUUUGACCUAAACCUGCUCUCACUGCUUUAUCACUGCCACAGACCAGCCACCAAGGGCCAGCUGCUUCUCAAGAGAAGGUUGGAGAUGAGAAAUCUUGAAACUUUAGCAACAUGUUGCUCCAGAUUUUUAUUAUAUAUUGAUAUAUAUGGAAAUAUAUAUGCUUACAUUUUAAAUUCCAUAUACGUGAUUACUGAACACUAUAUUACCUUCGGUCUGGGUUGAUUCUGCUUUGACAGGAUAUCUGCUCUCAAAAACGGACCCAUAACUCGUCAGUGAGUGAUUCCUAGUUAGGACCUGGUCACCUCUCACCCCCAUGCUGUUCAUUUAUCUUGUAUGUCUGCAGGGACGACUCUGCGCAGUGUGGACUGUGUGUCAGUGAGUGAGAGGUUAUCAGACUUUAAGGUCUGGUGUAUGGUAAAAAGGAAGUGGCCGGCAGCUACGGGGUAGUUUUACAAUGCACUGCGGCUUUACACCUGUGGAACACUCAAGAGAACAGGCAGUUGUCCUGUGGCAGAUGAUGGGGCAGAGUUCCAAAAUGUCCCCAGGUGUGCGCACAGCCGUGGGUGGCUGUGGCUUUACCAUUAGUAAACGUAACAGAAUGAGGAAGGAACUUGCUGCAGUACUGUAAACACUCAGUAUGCCUGCUGCUGUCCUGUAUUGCAAAUGCACCUCUCCUCUGUCGAGUCGAGGUGCCCGGAAUCUGUGCUCCUCGGUGGUGGUGGUUCAAACACGAAUGGAUGCGGUGGAGACACACCAGAUGAUAAAGUUGUCAGGAGAGUAUCCUUGAUUGCUGGGUGUCUCAUGACUUACAGUAUAAUUUGAUACCACUGACACAUACUUCAAGAUAUCUUUCCCAGAGUGCCUCAGACCUUAUUGCUUUAAGAGAAUGAUGAUAAUGUUCUCAUGACUUUAUUUUAAUGAUUUAGUAAAGUGAUUGAAUCUGGUGUAGACUUCUGGGUAUGUGUGUGUUUAAAGUUUUUAUCAAACUGUAAUAUUUGUGAAUGGAAUGCCUUGUAAUAUGAAUGUUAAUAUAAUAUGUAAAGGGAGAUUAAACGUUUGAAUGAUUA
Molecule: messenger RNA, 2570 nt
Organism: Mus pahari (shrew mouse)
Lineage: Eukaryota; Metazoa; Chordata; Mammalia; Rodentia; Muridae
Gene: Metap1
Product: methionyl aminopeptidase 1
Exons: 11
Coding region: 65-1225 (386 amino acids)
Biological process (GO): proteolysis
Molecular function (GO): metalloaminopeptidase activity
Source: RefSeq, a predicted model, not a curated record